AUGGACGAAGAUGAAGAGUACGAGGGAGGCGGAGAAGAAGCAGAACCGGAGAUGAUCGAUAACAACGAAGGAGGGAACGAGGAGGAUGAAGGGAUGGAUGUGGACGGGGACAACAUCAUCGCCUCCGGGGAUCGAUCAUCAUCGUUGGGUGCGCGAGAAGGAGGAGGGAAAAGAGGGAAAGCGGUCCCGAAAGACCAACGAACGACGACACCGUACAUGACGAAAUACGAACGCGCGAGAAUUUUAGGCACGAGGGCGCUGCAAAUAAGCAUGAACGCGCCGGUUUUAGUGCAAUUGGAAGGCGAGACGGACCCACUGGACAUUGCGAAUAAGGAAUUGAGGGAGAAACGAGUGCCGUUUACGGUGAGAAGGUUCAUGCCGGACGGGAGUUGGGAAGAUUGGGGAGUGGACGAGUUAAUCGUGGAAGAUCCAGAUAGGAGAAGAGGGUUGUGA
This is a messenger RNA of Bathycoccus prasinos, 453 nucleotides long. Its product is annotated as DNA-directed RNA polymerases I. Lineage: Eukaryota; Viridiplantae; Chlorophyta; Mamiellophyceae; Mamiellales; Bathycoccaceae. Gene Ontology annotation, molecular function: DNA binding; DNA-directed RNA polymerase activity. The transcript has a single exon. Gene Ontology annotation, biological process: DNA-templated transcription. The coding region runs from base 1 to 453 and encodes 150 amino acids. Gene Ontology annotation, cellular component: RNA polymerase II, core complex; RNA polymerase III complex; nucleus. The record is from RefSeq and is a predicted model, not a curated record.